AUGGGCCUGUCAGACACGUGUCUGAAUCUUAAACCCCGGAGGACCGUGUGGGUGGCGCUGGCCGCCGUCUGCCUGGCCUGCACUUCGCUGCUGCUCUUCUACCAGUACGAGGGCAUCCCGUUUACGUCAGAUCAGGUGCCAGUGACUCCGGUCGUGGAAGCAAGCAAUAAAACCGGCAGCAGUACUAUCACGCAGCACAACCCCAGCAAUGCAGUGCAGAGCGACCGCCGCUGCCAGGCCUUCGCGGACCCCGGAAACAUCGUCUUUGUGAUCAAGACGGGCGCGACCGAAGUUUACGAGAAACUCCCCACCCAGUUGCUCACCACUCUUGGCUGCGUCCAGGAUUUCCUCCUCUUCUCCGACCUCGAGGAACGAAUCGGGCCAUACCAUAUCCGCGACACCCUCUCCGAUUUCAAUGAGACUCUCAAGGAAACACUGCCGGACUUUGAGCUGUACCGGGAACAGCUGGAGUACCGCCGCACGAACCAGGACAUGGCCGACCUGAAGGGUGACAAGGCAUGGAAGUUGGACAAGUACAAAUUCCUGCAUCUGGUCGAGAAGGCCUGGCUGGAGCGCCCAGGCCGGGAUUGGUACUUUUUCUUCGAGACCGAUACAUACAUUGUCUGGACGAACCUGGUCCUCUGGAUGAAGCGCAUCUCGCCGCCGAAAGAACCCCUGUACUUUGGCUUCAUCCAAUACUUCAUGAACGACGCGUUUGCGCACGGUGGAAGUGGCAUUGUUAUCUCAGGACAGCUUCUCGAGAAAUUAAUCGGAGACCACGCCGGACUCGCGAAUAAAUAUGACGAUGUCUUCACCAGCAACUGCUGCGGUGACUCUGUCCUGGCAAACACCAUCCGCCAGGAAUUAGACCUGGGCGUGCAAAACAUGUAUCCGCAGAUUAACGGAGAGAAGCCCUCUACUCUUGGGUUUGGUCCCUCGCAAUGGUGCCAACCGGUUGUGACGAUGCACCAUCUCCAUCCGCGAGAGCGAACUGCUAUUUUCGAUUUCGAACAAGCUAGGCAGGACCUAACCGAGCCCCUCACCUUCGCCGAACUCUCCUACCUACCCUUCCCCGAAAACAACACCCGCGAUUACGAAGAAGACUGGGAUAACCAUUCCAACAUCCCCAUCAAAUUCGCCGGCGCACUGACAUCAUCACUCGAAACCUGCCGUCAAGCCUGCACCGACACCCCGCGGUGCUUCCAAUGGCGAUACAACUCAGACGGAGACUGCGAGAUCUCGACCGAAGCGUUCCUCAUCGGCGGGUCGAAGAAGCCAGAGGGUAACGGGAAGCGCUGGUACUCCGGGUGGAGGGUCGAUGAAAUCCAGAAAUGGCGAGACGCGAAUCCUUGCAAGGAAGUGAAGUGGGUUGAGCCUCAUUGA
Aspergillus puulaauensis is the source of this 1383-nucleotide messenger RNA. RefSeq names its product glycosyltransferase family 31 protein. The record is from RefSeq and is a predicted model, not a curated record. The coding region runs from base 1 to 1383 and encodes 460 amino acids. Lineage: Eukaryota; Fungi; Ascomycota; Eurotiomycetes; Eurotiales; Aspergillaceae. The transcript is spliced from 2 exons.